AUGGCGGCCCCGGCCCCAUCCACCACCCCACACCAGCAAAACCCCCAUCAGCCAGCAGCAGACGCCGACCUCCACGCUCUCUCACGUCUCUCCUCCUCCGCCCCCACUGCUGCCACAUCCCAGCCACCCUCGGCCUCCCGCACUCCCUCAGUGUCUGCCCCUGCACCUGUAGACACCCCUCGAACAUCUAAUCACCCGACCCCCCAAGCACCAAACUCUACCCUGUCCACAGAUCUCUCCCACUCCCAUUCUCACACCCCACAGCCUCCGCGCCAUUAUCCAUCUUACCACGAGCCCCACACUCUCGGCAUCCACGAUUCAAUCGCUCAAGCUCCCGACCCCAAACCGGGAGACUUUAUGCCGCCCAGGCUGGGGGAGGACGACGCCGACGACGUGUUUGAUCUGGACGCGCUGAAGGGUCAGGUGGAUGAUGAUAUACCAGGAAGCCCGACUGCCAAGUUGAUGAGGGUGAUUGCGCCACAACAGGCUGUGCAGCAGGUGCCGGUAUGGCCCCAGCCGCCUCCCAACGCGAGUGUCAACCUCUUUAUUGGACGUGCAUUGUUAUCACAUGGCAAUGACAACUGGCCAUUGAAACCCAAUGACAUUGUCAAUUGGAUAAGGAAACACUAUCCCUCCGAAUGGGACGGCGAUGAAGGUCGCUGUUCUGCCCACCGCGUCCGCACCUAUCUCGCCCGUAAAGGCGCCGACAUGUACUACGAAAAGCUCACGCAGGGCUCCAUUGCCGGCUGGCGUAUCCGCCAGAACCAUCUCUGGCGGUUUGAAAACGGCGGUUUCCAAGGACGGGGGAUGAAGCAAGAAGAAGCAAUCGCCAAUGCGCAAAAGGAGAGCGAGAUGGUCGCGGCAGCGGGCAGGAAAGCGGCGGCGGCUGAAGCUUUGGCGGCGGGCCAUCCUGGAGUCAAGGUGUCGAUGGGGUCACCAGGGAUGGUAGCCGACAGUAGUAGCAAUGGAUCGGGGGUGCCUCAGCCGAAAAGGCCGAGGCUGAAGGCGCCGGUGAUCAAGAAGCGCCAAUUCGGCAAGCGAGACGAGAUCCCGGGCUUUGCGCAUCUGGGUAUGGAGGCGCUGCAAGGAGACUUUUCUUUCCAGCCUGCCCCUGCUUCUCAACAGUCACAACAUCAACAACAGCCUCAGGAGGAAGAGCUUGACCAGCAAUCGCUGUACUCUACCCUCGAACAAGCUGCGGGCCCCUCGAGCCAAGUCCAUCAUGCCGAUGGCAAUGGCCAGUACAAUCCCCUACACGAAGACCACAACACCCUGAACUUUGACGAGUCGGGUAUCCCUUCAUCCUCCCACCACAAUAUACCUUCAGCUGGUGGGGAUGAAGAUCCAAACUCGGUCGAUAUCAACAUGGUACAACAAGCCAUGCAGGCGGCGGCGGGACAGAUGGAUGAUCUGGAGAUGGGGAUGCAGCUGCCGAUUGAGAUGCAGAUGCAUUCGGCGGAGCACGAUGAUGAGCAAAGGGAUUACGAGUAUAGUGCGAAUGGGUAUGGGUAUAAUGGUUAG
Cryptococcus amylolentus CBS 6039 is the source of this 1521-nucleotide messenger RNA. RefSeq lists its product as hypothetical. The coding region runs from base 1 to 1521 and encodes 506 amino acids. The record is from RefSeq and is a predicted model, not a curated record. The transcript has 4 exons. Lineage: Eukaryota; Fungi; Basidiomycota; Tremellomycetes; Tremellales; Cryptococcaceae.